AUGACAUUUCUUCCGAGCAAUGGUGGUCUUCAUGGUUAUCAGUUCACUUUCGAAACAUACCUAGACUCAUCCUCACGAAACAUCGAGGCUGACGUUAGUACCCUGAUGAACCAGAUGUCCUGGGAUUCAACAUAUGACUCCGUUUCCCUCUCAGAGAGCAUCUCCAAGUACGAGGAAGAAUUUGGGAGAACAUACCAUUCCUAUCGCGCGGGGUCUUACCAUUACCCCAACGACCCUACCGAGACUGAGCGUCUAGAUGACCAAUAUGCAAUCGCCAAAGAGGUGAUGGAGGGUCGCAACUACUUUGCGCCCUUCUCUCGUAAAAACUCCCCAAGAAAGGUGCUGGACAUCGGGACGGGUACUGGCACCUGGGCCAUCGACAUGGGCGAUGAGUUCCCCGAGGCCGAGAUUAUCGGGACCGACCUCUCACCUGUUCAACCCGAUCUCGUUCCGCCAAAUGUCCGAUUUUUCGUGGAAGAUUCAUCCGAAGAGUGGAUAUAUCCUCCCAACUACUUCAACUAUAUCCACACCCGAUACACCCUCGGUUGCUGGUCAGAUAUGAAGUCUCAAAUUAUCCAACGAGCAUUCGAUCACCUAAAACCGGGCGGGUGGCUCGAGUGCCAGGAGCUGAACGUGCUCCCAGUAUGCGACGACGGCAGCAUGACGGAUGACUACAAGCUGCUGCAGUGGGCUCAAGAUAUGGACGUAGCGUCCAGGGCUGCGGAUCGAGAGCUGAUCAUUGGCGACGAUAUCAAGCAGUGGCUGGAGGAGGUUGGAUUUGUGGAUGUGCAGCAGAUGGUCUUGAAACUUCCCGUGGGCGGGUGGGCUAAGGAACCAAGGUUGAAACACCUCGGAAUGCUUUGGCAGAGGAAUCUGUCAGGCGGACUGAGUGGUUUAAGUGUUGGGUUGCUGCAUCGGUUUGGUGGAAAGACGGUAGAACAGGUCGAGGUGAGUUUUCUGUCGCAUUGA
Messenger RNA from Sordaria macrospora k-hell, 969 nucleotides. Lineage: Eukaryota; Fungi; Ascomycota; Sordariomycetes; Sordariales; Sordariaceae. The record is from RefSeq and is a predicted model, not a curated record.